Messenger RNA from Drosophila innubila, 3601 nucleotides. It is a transcript of the gene Tm1, whose product is annotated as tropomyosin-2. The transcript is spliced from 9 exons. Gene Ontology annotation, cellular component: actin filament. Gene Ontology annotation, molecular function: actin filament binding. Gene Ontology annotation, biological process: actin filament organization; muscle contraction. The coding region runs from base 185 to 3130 and encodes 981 amino acids. The record is from RefSeq and is a predicted model, not a curated record. NCBI's taxonomy places the organism in Eukaryota, Metazoa, Arthropoda, Insecta, Diptera, Drosophilidae.
CUAAUUUCAACGCGCGACUGAAAUUUGAAAAAAAAAGAAAGAAGGGAGAAAAAUUGUAUUAAAUCAUCAGUAAAAAUAGAAAAGACUCAAACUAACGGUACUAUGAUCACAGCUGUUUUUUGAACACGCAUCAGAUCACAAACAACAACAACAACAGCAACAAUAGCCAAAGCUUAUAAUUAAUAUGUACGAAAAAACAUUAACAAUAGGAACUGCAAAAGUUAAUAAUGCAUAUGAGUGGCAAAAAGUGAGUUACAGCAAAAAUCAAGCAACAGCAACAAUAACUAAGCCUAAGCAAAAGCAACCCAAGCCCAACAACAACAACAAAAUAGUAUCAAACAGUGCGAAAAAUGCAACAAAAACGCAUAAUCAACAUUUAAAAGCGGCUGUAACAACAAAACCAGCUGUAACAACAACAACAGCAACAACAACAGCAACAACAACAUUAACGGCUUUAUCAAAGCCGGCAACGCAAACGCCACUAUUCAAAAAGUUCGUUGGCAACGCGGCAAGAAGACAAACGCUUGCGCACCAAAUAAAACGCGCACACCGCCAUCUAUUGACAAGCGGUGGCAACGAUAAGCAACUGAAAAAUUUAGCAGGCAGCGCAGCUGCUGCAGGACAGCAGACAAAAACAACAAAACAUCAGCAACAGCAGCAGCAACAGCGUCAGCGUAAUAAACGCACACUAAAUGCAAAUAAACAGUUGUUUUGCGAAAAGAGUGAUAAUCAAAAGCAGAAGGUAAAGAAGCAACAAAGUAAGCGUGGCAGCAACGACGCUGACGGCGCUAAAUCGGAGCUGUCAUCCCGUUGGGGCUCCAUCGAGGAGCAGUUGAAUGUGCUUGAUAAUCUGCUCUACUACGAUGAGGAGGCCGAAUUGUAUAUAGCGCAACUAUACGACAAAUAUCAACAACUCCAGAACUCGACGGUAAGAGAAAGUGACUCAGAGGACUCGGAGAUUUGGAGCUGGAGUGACUACGAUUUGGACAUGUCUCACAACAACAGUGGCGUCGAUGAGGACGCGCUGUCCAGCACCAGCGGUGCUGGCAGUCACAGCACCAAUAAUUCCAAUUCAUCGUCCCUUGUGCCGUCCUCAUUGAAGCGACGCGGCCAUCAGCAUCAUCCACGCUUUGCGGGCACACGGCGUCCCAAUGUGCCCAACGUGCAGGAAAUUCUGGCCGCUCUCUAUCGCGGCGAUUCCAAGGGUGUGCUCUCCAAUCUGCGCGGCGAGCUGCAGCCCGAGGCGGAGCCUGAAGUGGAGCCCGAAGUGGCGCCACCUGUCGCCAGUCGGAGUACGCUCAGUCUGCCGCUGAGCGAAUCCGUGACUAAUUCCGUGGGCAGCAAUAGUCCAACGCCCACGGAUGAGAGCAGCAUCCUAGACGAGGCGACUGCAACGAGUCAGACUGCUGUAGAGUCAACAGAGCAGAAGAAAAAGAAGAAGAAGCGUGAUAAAGGUGACAAGUCAGAGAAGUCGGAACGUAAAAAGAAAUCAUCGUCAUCGACAUCAACUGGCGGCAAGCGGGAGCGAGAGCGAGAAAGGGAGCGUAAUAAACGUCAAGGCGGCGGCGUCGGCGUCAUGGAGAUCAGCAGCGACAGCAUUGCGACAGAUCUGAGUGCGGGCGCCAUUGACGAGGGGAUUGUGGUGAACACGGAGGAUGAGGACACACAGACAGCCGAGUGGUCAAAGCUGCGCUGCACCAGCGAAGCGGCCGAAAUUGUUGCCGAACGGGAGGCGAGACGCAACAAGGGACGUUGCGCUGAUUAUCCGGGCUUGGCCUUUGGACGAUCCAUCUUCAGCUCCGACACGAUGAUGAAGUUCAACAUUAUUCGCAACGAGCUGCACAACAUCAUGAAUACGCAACUCAAGCGGGCCGAAUCUGAGGUCGCUGCAUUGAACCGUCGCAUUCAAUUGCUCGAAGAAGACUUGGAACGCUCUGAGGAGCGUCUGGGUUCCGCCACAGCCAAGCUGUCGGAAGCUUCUCAGGCUGCAGAUGAGAGCGAACGGAUACGAAAAGCGCUUGAAAAUCGCACAAAUAUGGAAGAUGACAAAGUAGCUCUAUUGGAGAAUCAAUUAGCGCAAGCAAAAUUAAUUGCAGAAGAAGCUGAUAAGAAAUAUGAAGAGGUGGCCAGAAAGUUAGUGCUCAUGGAACAGGAUCUGGAGCGUUCCGAGGAAAAAGUUGAGCUCAGCGAAAGCAAAAUUGUGGAGCUUGAGGAAGAGCUGCGCGUUGUUGGUAACAACUUGAAGUCCCUGGAAGUGUCUGAGGAGAAGGCCACACAAAAAGAGGAAACCUUUGAAACGCAAAUCAAGGUUUUGGAUCAUUCCUUGAAAGAGGCUGAGGCUCGCGCUGAAUUCGCUGAACGUUCCGUUCAGAAAUUGCAGAAGGAAGUCGACAGGCUCGAAGACGAUCUAAUCGUUGAAAAAGAACGCUUCUGCCUCAUCAGCGACAGCCUCGACGAAGCAUUCAUCGACUUGAUCAAGGGCCUGGAACCGUUCUGGACGGUGCGCAAUCCAAAGCCACCCACGCCCAAGCUGCCGACGCCAACGCCCGAGGAAUUGGCGGCCAUGGAGGAAGCGAGAGCAGCUGCCGAAGCGGCCGCCGCUGCUGCGGCUGCGGCAGAGGGCGCUGUUGAGGGUGCUGAAGGCACUGUUGUUAUCUCAGAGGAUGGUGUGCCAGUGGUUGUGCCCAAGGAACCGACGCCACCACCAAAGGAGCCAACUCCACCACCGCCACCACCACCGCCAUUCGAGUACUCGAUUGAUUUGCCGCCAGAGGGCGCUGAGGUGCCAUUUGUCAAGAACUACGAGCCACCACCACCCGGCUCUGAGCCUGAGCCCGUGCCAGCUGCAGAAGGCGAAGCCGCUGCACCAGCGGCUGAUGGAGCGGCACCACCCGCUGAUGGAGCUGCGCCUGCGGCAGAUGGUGCUGCUCCGCCGGCUGAGGGAGCUGCUCCACCAGCUGAAGGUGCUGCACCCGCGGCAGAAGGAGCUGCACCCGCGGCUGAAGGUGCCGCACCACCGGCUGAAGCAGCAGCUCCAGCUGCCGAGGCUGCUGCGCCAGCCGCUGAAGCUGCUGCACCUGCCGCUGAAGCAGCUGCCGCACCAGCUGAGGCCGAGGCGCCACCAGCCUAAAUCAACGAAACUGGAUAAACGAUAACGAUAACGACAACGAUAUCCGCCCAAAGCUUACUGCACAACUCGAUCGUUCCUGCUGCGCAAGACACAAAACAACUGCUACAAAAUGCUGCCCCGCUUUUAUUUACAUAUAAUUUGAAGCACGUUUUGAAAACAGAAUAUUUUUGAUUAAUGACAUUUAUUAAAACUUAACCGAAGCAUUGCAAAAACAAACAAAAAACGCUGAGCGAGUGCUUAAUUUUUAUUUGUUGUCUGCCUGUUGCAUUUUAAUUUUGAUUUCAAAUUUAACAGCUAGCGGCGUACUGCUUUACCGACCAAAACGCUGCUGCUGCUGUCGCCGACAAGCAGCUCAACUGCCUGCAAUUUUUAUUUAAUUUCAUUUGAUGAGGUAAUUAUUUAUCUGUUUAUGUUUUUAUCUAAGUUAUUUGAGUGUCAGUUCUUGUGUUUAGGGCUCUAUCUAUGUGUAUG